Molecule: messenger RNA, 2322 nt
Organism: Sclerotinia trifoliorum
Lineage: Eukaryota; Fungi; Ascomycota; Leotiomycetes; Helotiales; Sclerotiniaceae
Source: the annotation of a GenBank genome assembly
UAAUAGAAACGUGGCGGUUCCAGGAUAAGUGAAUGAGCCGAGGUUGAAUUAUUUACUUAUAGACAGAUUUAUCCCUCCUACACAUAGCGCAGGUAUCAAUAGUCAUAUCCAUAGCAAAGCCACAUUCCGGAACAUCAAUUAUAGCAUAUAAAGUUUAAUUGAAAUCCCCAUUCAGUCAACAUGUGGGAACAAGUUAUGAUGUAUGCAAUCCCCCCCCCACAGAAUAUUUCCUCCAAGCUGAGUAUUAGUACUGGAGUAUGUGCUCGUAUAGCGGUCCGAAUUUGGCAAAAUACAUCUAUUAGUAGUUCAGUACUAUGGUUUCUCGCAGAUGUAAGACCCGAGCAUCGAUUCCAACACUUGUAUUGGCACUGAUAUCUCUUAGUACAUCAUAUUCUCGCUCCUCCGCGCAGUCUACAAUGCUACUCUGCAUCCACUUGCCAAAUUCAGCGGGCCAAAGCUCCGUGCAGGUUUUUAUUUUCCGGACUUGUUAAGUUUGGCACGUGGUACGGCUAUUGUAGACAUAAAGAAUCUCCAUGAUAGAUACGGAGAUAUUGUACGGAUCACCCCCGAGGCACUAUCAUUUGACACAGCACAGUCAUGGCGUGGUAAGAUAUAUCCAGCCGUUUACGUAUUAGAUGUACAAAGGAGAAAUAAUUCUGAUAGAUCCUUCCAGAUAUUUACGGCCUGCGAGAGGGUCGGCGUGAAAUUAGACGUGAUGAGAAAUGGCAUCUUGACCAUGCAGGCAAAAGCAAUAUCAUAGGUUUGCGAAUUCCACUAUUCCUGAUACACUAUUCAGAAGACUAAUAACCUGUAGUUGCGAGUGCCACAGACCACUCUCGCAUGCGGCGUACUCUCGCGCACGCAUUCUCUGAUGUGGCGCUGCGUGAGCAAGAGUCACUAAUGACAACAUACUUUGAACAGCUCAUCGCGAAUCUUCGGGAGAAAAUAGAUGGGCCAGCUGCUGGUUAUGUAGAUCUAUGUGAUUGGUACAACUUUGUUACCUUUGACAUUAUUGGAGACCUGUGCUUGGGAGAAGCGUUUGGAACAUUGGAAUCUGGAAGCUAUCAUUCUUGGAUAGAGCAAAUCCUAGUGGGGUUGAAGUUCGUGAUUGUGAUAAGAUUUGCGCAGGCAUAUCCACUAUUCCGCAUCAUUCUGGACUUGUUAAUGAAUUCAGUUCCAAGUAUAAACAAACAAAAGCAAGCGCAUAUGGCCUACACAGUUAACAAACUUGAAGAGAGGUUAAAGAAGAACACAGAUCGGAAGGACUUCAUCAGCUAUGUGAGAAACACCUCAUCAUGUUUAGAGAAAAGUGUCUGAUUAAAGAAAUAGAUUCUUAGCAACAACAAAAAUGGCAUGAGCCGGGACGAAAUAGAGGGAACAGCAACAGUGAUGAUUAUGGCUGGUUCGGAAACCACAGCAUCAGCUUUAUGUGGCGCUACAUACUACAUGCUGAAAUAUCCCGAAGUACUUUUGGCAGCCACGUCCGAAGUUCGCAAAAGAUUUAAGACUGUCAAUGAUAUUGACAUAGUAUCUGUGAGAAACCUCCCAUAUUUAGACAUGGUCAUUGAAGAAGCCCUACGGAUAUACCCUCCAACACCAUCUACGCUACCUCGUCGUACACGUUCGGAGGGAGAAAUUAUAAACGGAACUUUCAUACCAGGUAAUGUACGUGCCGUGUCAUGUUAGAAUUCCAACUAUUUUUGUAUACUAACAAGGUACCUCAGACUUCAGUUGGUGUGAAUCAUUGGGCAGCGUAUCAUGCGGCAAAGAACUUCGCCGAUCCAGAUACGUUUGAUCCAGCUCGAUGGAGCACGGCUCCUCCGGAUAAAUACAAAGAUGAUGAAAAGGCUGCGUUCCAACCUUUUUCGACGGGACCGAGAAACUGUCUUGGGAAGAAGUAAGUUUGGACACCAUCUUAACCAAAUACGAGAAGAGAAAGAAGCUGAUAAUAGAAACCGAAGCCUAGCCUAUUUCGAAAUGCGCUCAAUUCUUGCACGAAUGUUGUGGAAUUUUGAUAUGGAGCUUUGCGAGGAGAGUAGACGGUGGUCAAAUAGCCAGAAGACGUAUAUCCUAUGGGAUAAACCACCACUAAAAGUCAAGCUAUCACAUAAGAGUGUAUGAAUGGUUAGACUGGAUGCUAUAUGGAGUUGAUAUUAUCAUACCCAUGAGCCUACACUUAUUUUGUGUAGAUAGAAAAGAUCGACUGUUGAUAAAAAUAACAAAAUGAAACAUAGCUUAGGGCUCUCCAACCCGGUAUUUAUGACUGACCCACUACUAUAUUCACUUCCUCCUCACCCCUUUAACCACGACCCUCACUCCUUC